CUUCCACGACCAUCAUUUUCCACCGGAAAAAGCUGACAUAACAUAACAGGACAAUCAAGAAUAUUCUUUGUCUCUCUCACUCUAAGUAGUCAAUACUGCAACCCUAGCCCAAAAGCUAGUUUUUUUGUCUUAUUCAACUGUCUCAAUAAAGUUCCCUCCAAAUCUUGCUUCAAUUUUCCCUCCAAAACAAUCUGCCUCUAUUAUUCCCUCCACUUUUGAAACCCUAAUCCCUUUCUCACUCUCUCUCUGCUUCCUUUCCUAACCUCUCCUUAGUAAGUUCUUAUUUCUACUCCAAUUUUGUUUGUAAGCUUUCGCCUAAAUUUUUUUUUGUGUAAAUUGUCCCUUUCUUUAUGUAAAAGUCUAUGCUUUUUAGGGAUUUAAUGAAUCGCAGUGAAAAAAUGGGUUCUCUUGGAGACAACUAUGGCGAAAUUAAACCCUCUGAAAUGACCCCAAGCACCGAUUUUUCACAUGCCGAGACUCAACCCUUUGACUUCGACUCUCAGUUUUCCCUUCCUCCCUUUUCUGGUGACAAAGCUGAUAUUGAGGAUGGUGUUGAAUUAAACUAUCUACAAAGUACGGUUCCUUUCGAUGAUAAUAAUGGUCUCGCCGAUUAUGAAUUGGAGACCCAAGUUUUGAACCUUGGUGGUGAAACUCAAGUGUUGAACUUUGGUAGUGAAACACAGGUGUUGGAUGAUUUAGAUUGCUUUGAGAAUAUGGAGACGCAAUUGUUGGAUGAAUUCAAUGACGAAGUUGCUCCGGAUAGCGACGGUGAAGGAACGGAUGGAACUGAGGUUUUGGAUGAUGAUGAUGAGGUCUCCAAUAAUGAGGUAGUAAGAGGAGAUUGUGGUCAAUCGUUGGGCCAGGAGGAGAAGAAGGAAUCUUUGGAGCAAUGUAAUGCUUCUAUUGAUGAACAGAGGAGUUCGGGAAUCCAUGUUUCCACAGCAACACCGGAUGUCAAAUCUGUGCCAGAAUCGAAAUGUGGAUCUGUGCGAAGGUUUACUUCAGUUCGUGCAGCAUCCUUGCGGGCCUCUGGUCUUGUAACUCGCAAAGCAGCAUUACAGGGAAUGAACAGUGGAUGUUCCAUCUGGACCAAUAGUCAGUUUUCAGAUCACUGCACAGUCGAUAGUAAUGGCUUAAAUCCUAAAGUUGUGGACAAGAUUAGUCAGGCGCAUGAGCAGGGGAAUUAUGAAAAGAACUCAAUUGGUUUAAGGCAUGGAAUCAAUUUCAGGGUUGGUUAUUCAACUGCAAGAAAACUUUUUGCCGAGGAUUACUUUGCUGAAAAUCAAGGACUUCCUUGCAGCAGUGAAAAUGUAGAUGCAAGAGAAGACUUGCUCCGGAUUCCUGAUUGUGAUGGUCCAUUAACAGGUUUAAGUUAUAUUGACUCUCAAGAACCUGGGGAGUUAUCACAAGCUAAUGCCCUUAAUUUUGUGGAAAGAUUUGUAAAUGAUAAUUUGAUGGAACUUGAUGAUGAAGUUGAUCUUGGAAAGAGUGUAGGAGGAAAAUCAAAAUUUAUUUCGUGUGCAAAAGGGCCACAAAGUUUGGCCAAGAAAACUAUUGAAAGAAGCACAGCUGGUGAAGAAGGGAUUUUUGACUGGGAUGAUUUGCUGGAGGAUGAAGGAGGUGGUGAUAUCUAUUGUAGAAGGAAGGAAGAAUUUUAUGGUAAUAGACGCUAUGCACAAAAGUCUUCUAGCCACACCCAGAAGCCUAAAGGAAGGAAACUAGAUGAAUCUUGUAAUAAAGACCAACCAAAGUCCCAUGAUAAAAUGAUAGUUCAUUCUGAUUUAAAAUUUUUGUUGUGCAAGUCAAAAGAUAAUGACAAGACACUACGAAAAGGUCAAAUGAGUUUUAGAAAGAAUCUUAUCAAUGAGUUUGAUGAACAAUUUAACUCAAAUUCCUCAAGAGGACAAUUGGAAGCCAAUGCUGCAAAGACAGGUGCUGCUAAAGAAUUAAAUGUAGGUUUCGACACUCAGAUGGCUGCUGAAGCUAUGGAAGCCUUAUUCUAUGGGGAGGCAGCUACUGACCAGAAUGCUAAUCAAGGUGUCCAAACCAUAUCUAAGGGUUCCUCUAAAGGCUCAUUUAGAGGAAAAUCUGGGAAGAGAGUUUCUUCUAGAGAAUGCACAUUGAGAAAGGGCGUUUCUUGUUCUGUUGCUGUUCCAGUUACAAGACGUUCCAAGAGAACUAAGUCAGGUAAAGAGUCUUCAGUUUUGCGGGAGAAACAUCCCAAGAAUGUCAGGAAGGAGUGUGAUAUAGAGCUGCUUCUUCCAAAAAUGAAGAAAGCUAAACCAAAUACUGAUGAGCCCCAAAUUGCUGGUGGAAUUGAUAUGGACAAGAUGCCCACUAAGAGUGUCAAGCAAAGAAAGGCAGAUGGAGCUUUGGAAAGGAGUCAACUUAAUGAAACUGGAAAAUCAACUAGGGGCCUCUCAAUUAAGAAACGGCAUCAUGAGGAGGUUCAUACUAUUAUUGCUCAUCAAAAGAAGCAGUCCUUAAUCACAAGUAUGCAAAUGGCUGAGACUCCGGCCAGUGACUGUAGAAAAGGUAGAAAACAUAAAAAAGAGGUUGGUUUCCUUGAAGAAAAUAAAACUGGGAGUACAGAUGUUAAGUUAUCUGAAGUGUCAAAUGCUAAAGGGCAACUUUCUAAGUUGCAUUCCAAUCAAUCAGGAGAACAUGGAAAUGCAAAUGUCAAAUCAAGUGAUAAUGACCGAUUGCAGUUGGAGCUGAUUGUGAGGAGUGAUGGCAAUCAUGCAUUGAGCAAUCCCAAACAAAGAUCCGGCCAGAAAAUGUCCGUUGAUGUUGGUGAAUCUGAUAACUUUGAAGCACAGUCCAAAAAACCUGUUCAGCAAGAUGACAAUGGACAAUCAAUUGCUGUGCCCAAAAGGUCCAGAAGAAACAAUAGAAGCACAUGCAUUCCUUCAACCACUAGGAGGAUAACACGAUCAUCUGUGAAUACUUGUCCAGUUCUUUAUUUUGCAGACCAGAAUUCAGAAGGAAAUUUGUCUCAUCAAAGUUCAGAUAAACAAGGUUCAGUGGAUGAUACACCUAAUUGCAAUUCUACUGAGAAGAAUGGGAGGAUGAUAUCAACAAACAUAAUUGGGCCUGAGGCAGCAAAGGCAGUCAAGCACUCUGGUGGAAACCCUGAUGCAGUUUCUUCGCCAAUUGCAGAAAGCACUCUGGUGAAUGUUGCUUCUGAUAAAUUGCUGAAAGAGAAAUCGAGAUCAGCUGGUUCUGUAUGCACUACGCCAGUUAACUGUCCAGCGCCUAUCAAUGCUGCAUCACCUGUUUGUAUGGGUGAUGAAUAUUUUAAACAAUCAUGCAAGAGCCUGUCAAAACCUUCACUUAUCAAAGAACUCAGAAGUUUAAACCCCAUAGAGCCAGAACCUAUUUCUCCCUUAAAAGAUAUGAGGAAGAGAAGGGAUUUGGCUAAUGUUAGAGUCUUGUUCAGCAACCACCUAGAUGAGAAUAUAAUUAAACAGCAGAAAAAGGUCUUGGCCCGCCUAGGUAUCUCUGAGGCAUCAUCUAUUUUAGAUGCGACACACUUUAUAACUGAUAAAUUUGUGCGCACUAGGAAUAUGUUGGAAGCAAUUGCUUCUGGCAAACCAGUUGUCACACAUUUAUGGCUUGAAAGCAUUGGACAGGUUAAUAUUCACAUUGAUGAAGAAGCUUAUGUAUUGAGGGAUAUCAAAAAAGAGAAAGAGCUCGGCUUUUGCAUGCCAGUUACUUUAGCACAUGCACGCAAGCGACCCUUAUUACAGGGUCGAAGAGUUUUAAUCACCCCAAAUACGAAGCCGGGUAAAGAAACAAUCUGUCAUUUGGUGACAGCAGUUCAUGGUCAGGCACUAAAGAGAAUUGGCAGAUCUGCUCUGAAGGAUGACAAAGUCCCAGAUGAUUUGUUGGUUCUAUCAUGUGAAGAAGAUUAUGCAAUUUGUGUCCCUUUUCUUGAGAAAGGGGCAGCAGUUUAUAGUUCAGAGCUGCUACUGAAUGGAAUAGUUACUCAGAAGCUCGAUUAUGAGAGGCAUCGGCUCUUUGCAGAUCAUGUUAGAAGAACACGCUCUACCAUAUGGCUGAGGAAGGAUAAUAAAUUCCUCCCUGUGACAAAAGCAUAAAUGAUGUUUUCUGCUUUCUUUUUUAUUUUAUUUUAUUAUUUUCAGCUUCCUCUGAUCUUUCUUCUUGCUCUUUUUUCCCCCUUUCCCUGGUGUAUCAUCUUCCUUUUUAGGUCGUAAAUGCCUAGAUAUAUGUUUGUUUUAUUUUUUUUUCCUUUAAUUUGUUCAUAAAUUUAACAUCAUGUAUAUUUCCAACAUAUAUUAGUAUAAAUUUGCUGUAACUUUUUCUUAAUGAAAAUUCUUUUCUGAUCCAUAUACUUGAUCAAGCAAUCAUCAAAGUGUAUAUUAGAAUUUGUCAAUGUUAUCUAAAUAUAAAUGAUUUACUACUGAUAUCUUUCAUUUUAGCUGUGGUUUAUAGGCUUGCAACACAUGCUGCAUUCCCUCCGGACCAGUCAAGCAUAUUUAUUUGCAUCGAAAUUUAACGAAUUUAUAAAAGUAUUUUUAAUAAAGUUAUGAAAAAUUAGUUUCUUGACGAAUUCCAACUUGAACCUAAGCAAUUACAAUUAAAAGAAGAGCAAACUUUUUUGUCAUUUGAACAAACAUUUGUUAGCUGAUUUGAACCUGAACCCAAGCAAGCAGUUAAGAGGGGCAAUUUUUUUGCCAUUGGAACCAACAUUGUUGAAAAGAUUCGAACCUAAGCCAUUAAGAGGAGCAAACUC
Durio zibethinus is the source of this 4756-nucleotide messenger RNA. RefSeq lists its product as uncharacterized. The record is from RefSeq and is a predicted model, not a curated record. NCBI's taxonomy places the organism in Eukaryota, Viridiplantae, Streptophyta, Magnoliopsida, Malvales, Malvaceae.